Sinocyclocheilus anshuiensis is the source of this 8174-nucleotide messenger RNA. RefSeq names its product adenylate cyclase type 9-like. Gene Ontology annotation, molecular function: adenylate cyclase activity. Lineage: Eukaryota; Metazoa; Chordata; Actinopteri; Cypriniformes; Cyprinidae. Gene Ontology annotation, biological process: cyclic nucleotide biosynthetic process; intracellular signal transduction; adenylate cyclase-activating G protein-coupled receptor signaling pathway. The coding region runs from base 428 to 4513 and encodes 1361 amino acids. The transcript is spliced from 11 exons. Gene Ontology annotation, cellular component: plasma membrane. The record is from RefSeq and is a predicted model, not a curated record.
UCCAGAGCGUGCACGCACGCGUUUAUCCCCACCUCUCAAUGUAUUUCCAGCGUCUGCCGGACCUGUACAGACACCGCGUCGGAUUGCGAAUACAGAUGGAGAUUUUACUGAUGUCUGAUGGCCACCGGCGCACCCGAGCCGCGCGAAAGCACACAAGUCAACUAUGAUACGCGCGAGACACUGGCAUGUGUCAGGAGUGCCAAGCUGUGCGCUGACGGGGAACAUAGACGAACCGGCUGAGAAAGAGAUUUGUUUGGAUAUCACAGGAAAAGCUGCCCGUGGAAAUGAGUCCUGAAGAGAAACCAAAGAGGCACUUUACUACUGUGUGUCUAUGGAGAGAGAAGUGCAGACUUUCUGUUUUCUCUACGAGAAAAGGAAACUUAAAUGACUUCUGAACAUAAAGCUCGCCUCUGAUCUGAAUGGUAUCAUGGCUUCUCCUCAACAUCAACAUCUGCUGUUUCACAACAGCGAAGUAAGCUGCGACUCCAGCGGUGAUGGUGCUGUGUCUGUGCGGAUCAGCAGCACAAAGCCGCACAAACAGCAGCGUGGGAGUCUGGGCGCCAGCGCCAUGUGCAGCAUCAUCGGGGGCUCCAAACAUUGCAAGUACAGCAUCUCCUCCAGCUGUAGCUCAGGUGAAACUGCCAUCCGCAAACCAGUGGUCAAAGGCCUCCGGACUCAAAGGAAGAUGCCGCAGCUGUUUGAGAGGUCGGCUGGACACUUCUGGAACCCCAAGUUUGACUCCAACAUUCUGGAGGAAGCCUGCCGCGAGCGUUGCUUCCCUCAGACGCAAAGACGUUUCCGCUGUGUGUUGUUGUACUUGGUGGCAGCCAGCCUCCUCUGGGGGCUGUUCUUCAUCGCUAAUGCUAAUCGAUGUGAACGGACUGCCUUCUUAUUGCCCACGGCCUCCUUCCUACUCCUUUGUUCUGUCCUGUUUGUCUUCACGUUCACCCGGUUCUACGUCCACUGCUACAAUCAAGCCUCACUGUUGCUCAUCGUGGUGACAUUUGCCCUCACUCUUGCACCUCAGAUCCAGACUCCAGGAUUUAGUGACUUUAAUGUUCCUCCUUUGAAGGAUGAAGAGAACACAGGCAACUUCAGUGGCACUGAGGAUAAAAACCUGACGUCUGAAGUUGCCCACAGUGGAGGUCCAGUAGCCCCUUGUUUGUCCCCAGUUGGCACCUUCUCUCUAGGCAUGGAGGUGCUUUCGUUGCUCUACAGUUUCCUCCACGUCCGUUUUUAUGCUUCGCUCCUGCUCGGCCUGCUCUACUCAGUGCUUUUUGAGACGCUUGGCUGGAUGCACUUGAUUCAAGGCAAUGGUUGGAGAAACUCCACCGAGGAACAUUUGGAAACACUCUACUGGCUGAUCCCUGGAAGAGCCAUUUUGCAUCUCUGCGCCCACGUCAUUGGCAUCCACCUUUUUAUUAUGUCCGAAGUGCGUUCACGCAGCACGUUCCUCAAGGUCGGCCAAGCCAUCAUGCAUGGGAAAGACUUGGAGGUGGAAAAGGCCCUGAAGGAGCGGAUGAUCCACUCGGUGAUGCCUCGUAGGGUGGCUGAUGAGCUCAUGAAGCAGGGCGACGACGACAGUGACUAUUCGGUUAAGCGCUACUCGACGGGAUCGGCUAUUGCAGGCGCCUCCAGUCCUAAGAGCACCAAACGCAAGAAGACAUCGAUUCCUCGGGGUCAGAUCAUCUUUCGGCCGUUUAACAUGAAACGCAUGGAGCCGGUCAGCAUACUGUUCGCGGACAUUGUGGGAUUCACCAAGAUGAGCGCCAACAAGUCGGCGCAUGCCCUGGUGGGACUCCUCAAUGACUUAUUUGGACGCUUCGAUCGCCUGUGCGAGCUCGCGUGUUGCGAGAAGAUCAGCACGCUGGGAGACUGUUACUAUUGCGUGGCUGGUUGUCCUGAACCACGAGAGGACCACGCCUACUGUUGCAUAGAGAUGGGGCUUGGGAUGAUCCAGGCCAUUGAGCAGUUCUGUCAAGAAAAAAAGGAGAUGGUGAACAUGCGCGUUGGCGUCCACACGGGCACCGUGCUUUGCGGGAUCCUCGGCAUGAAGCGGUUUAAAUUCGACGUCUGGUCCAAUGAUGUCAACCUAGCCAAUCUCAUGGAGCAGUUGGGUGUUGCCGGGAAGGUUCACCUUUCGGAGGCCACGGACAAGUUCUUGGAUGACCGGUACUUGCGAGAAGAUGGCCGAGUCCCAGAAAGGAUUGGACCAAGUGUGGUUGCAGAUCAGCUUAAAGGUCUUAAGACGUAUCUGAUAUCCGGUAGGAAGGUGAAGCACGCCCAGUGGAGCUGCCCUCCAUCUGCUGUGGUGGCUCCUGAGCUCAGAAAGUCUCUGAGCACCUCGUCCUUCAGCCACAGCCCUGACAUCACAUCCUCCGCCUGCGCUCUGACCCCUGCCCCGGACAGAGCUAAGUCUGCCUGUCCCUCUUGUGGCGCGUUAGCUUCUGAGGACGGGGCGGUUCACAGCAACAGCUGCUCAGAUCCUGAUCACAAAACCAUCAACAGCAAGGGGCCGCCUGGCAGGAGUCCCAAGACUCUUAAUGGCCUGUUAAGCCCUCAUCUGGAGCAGCCGCUGACCCACAGCCAGACCUCUCUGUGUGAGAUGCUGCAGGAGAAGGAGAAGAAGUGGCCCGGAGGAAGAGGAGGAGGAGGAGGCAUCAGCAGCAUGGGAACCAUGGACCACUCCGCCCUCAUCCCACUGCGCUCCAAAAACUUCCGCGAGAGGAGCGACGCUCACUUCGUAGACGUGAUAAAGGAGGACAGUCUGAUGAAAGAUUACUUCUUCAAACCGCCCAUCAACAAGUUGAGCCACACUUUCAUAGACAAAUCCCUGGAGUCGUCUUACAGGACCAGCUACCAGGAUGAGACUGUUACUUUAGUCUUAAAACGAAGAGCCUUUUACCUGGACAGCGUUCUGAACUGCACCAGGACCCUCCUCUGGGCCAUUUCCGGCUGGGUUCCCCGUCACAUGAUCGGAGCAGUGCUGGUGUCUUUACCUGCCGUGGCUGUCUUCUCUCAUAUCACCUGCAAUAUGCAUGACUCCAUACAGUUCACCAUGUUCACCUGCUGUGCUGUCAUAAUUGCCAUCAUCCAGUACAGCAAUUUCUGCCAGCUCAGUUUCUGGAUGCGUUCAAGCCUGGCGACGCUAGCGGGACUCACCUUUCUCAGUGUGCUCUGGAGCCCCCCUUGCAGCACUUGGGAACGUUUAUUUUUGAGAUCCAGUGACUUCAACAGCAGCUUUAAUGACGUCCAGUCCCCUGCCGAAGAUUCAAUCCGACCGCAGGACCUGCUCGGCCCGGAAGCUUUGGUUGCCUUUUUCCUGUUGCUCCUCCUCGUUUGGUUCCUCAACCGCGAGUUCGAGGUGAGCUACCGUCUACACUACCACGGCAACGUGGAAGCAGACCAGCACCGCAUCAAGAUCCAGAACAUGCGGGACCAGGCCGACUGGCUCCUGCGCAACAUCAUCCCGAUCCACGUGGCCGAGCAGCUGAAGGUGACCCAGAGCUACUCGAAGAACCACGACAACGUGGGCGUCAUCUUCGCCAGCAUCGUCAACUUCAGCGAGUUCUACGAAGAGAGCUACGAAGGCGGGAAGGAGUGCUACCGCGUCCUGAACGAACUCAUUGGGGACUUCGACGAACUCUUGCGCAAAUCCGACUUUUCCAAUAUCGAGAAGAUCAAGACGAUUGGCGCCACCUACAUGGCGGCGUCAGGGCUCAAUACGCAACAGUGUAGCGAUCAAGCCCAUCCGCACGCUCACCUGCGAGCGCUUUUUGAAUUUUCUUUGGAAAUGAUGCGCGUUGUGGACGAUUUUAAUAAAAACAUGCUUGGCUUUAAAUUCAAGUUGCGAAUCGGGUUCAACCACGGAUCUCUUACCGCUGGAGUCAUCGGCACCACCAAGCUACUCUACGACAUCUGGGGCGACACGGUGAACAUCGCCAGCCGGAUGGACACAACUGGCGUGGAGUGUCGCGUUCAGGUUAGCGAGGAGAGCUACUGCGUGCUCAGUGGAAUGGACUACGAGUUCGACUACCGCGGUACCGUUAACGUGAAGGGCAAGGGUCAAAUGAAGACCUACCUUUACCCGAAGAGCUCAGACAGCGGACCUGUACCUCAAUACCAGCUCUCGGUCUCUCCGGAAAUCCGAGCGCAGGUGGAUGGCAGCAUCGGACGCUCGCCCACCGAUGAGAUCACCAAUAUGGUCCCAGCGGCCAAUGCUAGUAGAGUAGGCGCGUCAUUCUCUGUGAGCUCAGGACUUACCGGACAGGGUUUCGCUGGUAGAGACUUUCCCCAGACGGCUGGAAGCAAUGGUACAUCCAAGACUCAACGAUCUGCGUCUGUUGUUGGCCUGACUUGCAUACCGGAAACCAGCUUGAGAGCAAGUCCAGCGGUUUUCGGUAAACCACCGGACCCGACUUUGACCUCUCCUCCUGUCCGGGCAGAAAACACAGAAGCCGUUGCAAAAAUGGAGGGAGAAAUAGCGUAUAUGGGCGAAAUGACAAAACUUUGACUUGAAACAAGCCAACAUUGUUGUCGCUGUUGAAUUUAACCCUUUAAACACAGGCUCUCCGUUGAGUUUGUAGGGAUUGGCAUGUUUAGGGAUGUAUGCUAGCGUAGAUUUACAUCUGUGUAUGUGGAAAGUUUAAGCACACCACCUUGAAGUGUUUAUAGCGCUACCUGAACCAGGAGAUACUUUCACAUCUGGAUGGCGGUGCUGGACCGUAAAAACUCAGAGGAGCCACAGGAACCAUUUCUACAUGGGAUAAGAAAUGCUGAGGAGAUGCAUUGGGACAGCACAGACCUGAAGUCCCAUCCUUAAGUAGACCGCAGUUAUUCCUGCUAAUUUAAUUUCGAAUAUUAUUUCCCUCUAGCUCUUACUACUGUCUGCCUUUCGUGAAUGGUUUUCUUUUAAUGAAGUGCCUUUAGGAUGAUAUCAAUAUGUAUGAGGCAUUUUUAAAAAAGGAUUCUCAAUCAAAUCUUUAGAAGAUCUUAAGGAUUUAGCAUGUAAAUUUGACGUUAGAAAGCGCUGUAAUUUUUGUGAAAGUAUUUGAUAUAUUUUGGAAUAUUUGUAGAUAUUUUUGAGUUCUCUCUGUUGGACGUUCAUCAAUCAGUAUUCAACACAAUUUUACGAAGCCAAACUCUAUAUUGCGAUGAUUGCUGUUUUAAAAAAGACCCAAGAUAAAACCAUCGCGUUGAAUGGUGCAUGGCCUAAAGUGUCUGUGAAGAAGUAUUAACGAAAUGUAGAGCAAGCUAUGGGCUAAAAUCAUCUACAAUCAACAAUAUCAAACAUUUCUACAGUGUUUUAUAUUGAUGCAUGUAUUCCUAACUGUCUGAUUAUGGCCUUUCUGUCUCUUUUUUCUGCGAUUUUUCCUGUUGCUCUGCACUUUGCAGCUAAAUGCUUGAUUGGCUGACCAACACCUGAAUUUCGGAUGAGAUCUAACAGUGAGUUCUAAUACGACGUGGCAACUUUGCCUUAAUGCUAAUGAGAUUGUAGUCUUAAAGGACAAAAAUGCAUUCAUGAAUUAGCUACUGUGACUUUCAGACUUUACAUAAAAUAUAAAAAUGGGCAGUUGGUUUUAAGAUAUAGGCAUAGCUUGUUUACGAGUCAACAUAAAAUCAACAUUUGCUCUUCUAAAAAACAUUCCUAGUCUUAUUCUGGGGCGGGUUGCAUAAACUGCCUAGACUAGUCUUAAAAAGAGUUAGUCAUCUAAUUUCUUUUCUUCAAGACUGGUCAUAACUUUUUAAAGUCAGUUACAAAAAGGUAGACUGGUCUAAUGUGAAUCCAAAAAAUAAGACUGAUUACCCCUUGGCUAACUGCUAGUUGGUCAAACUAGUUUGUAAGACACAGUCUUAACAUAGUGUCUAUGUUUAUGCAACUGGCCUCUUCUGGACGAUUCAUCAGUGCACUUUGUCGAAAAAAGCAAAAAUGUUUGUCUUUGUAAUCUUUCGUCAAAAUUUAAACUUGCUCCGCCUCUGAAACGACUUUUCUUUUCAGUUGACGUCACCUAGGAUGCGCAGGCAUGGAAAAUAAUAAUAAUCAGUAGCUAAACAACAUUGUUUUAGGCUACUGUUGUAGGUAGUGCAGCAAUUUAAUAUUAAACAGAUUACGGCAAUAAUAGCAAAUAAUGAUAGAUUUGAAAACAACACUUUAAAAUUGGAAGUACUCUGUUCAAAAAUCUUUAAAUAUUGGGGAAAAAUGCUGGUAUCGUCUACGUCCACCAUCUAAUCAAUUACUGAUGGAUCAAAUUAAAUCAUAUCCUACUUUUUUUUUCUCAUGCAAUAUAAUGUUUCACUUAGAGUUACGUCAAAGUAUGAGUGUGCCGUUUCAUAUGGGCUUUGAUUUGAAUUAUCGUGCACUGGCAUCUUGAGCGGUAAAAGUUAAUUCAAUUAGUUCAAAUGUGAAAAAAGAAACUUUAACUGUACUCAAAUCUAAAGAGACAAGAAAUUAUGUUGCCAAUUAAGUCACCUGGCAUAACAGUAUGAUCUAGGUAACAUAUAUUUAGCCAGCCAGUCAUAUGUACAUACUCAUGUGAAUAUUAGAAUAGAUUAGACCAUAGCCUUGACUCUGCCUGCUUGUCUUUUGAUGUGCAAUAGUAAAGGGUAAAUUAUCGUAUGGAAUAUUAGCAAAAGGAAGUAGAUUUUAAUCUUUUUAACAUUGAGCUUUGUGAGUAACUUAAUCUGCACUGACACUGCAUACAUUAUAUGUCUCAUGAUUUAAGAAUGGAUGUUUUUACCUUUUGAUAGCGGUUUGAUGUCUUUGCUUUUUUCCUUGCAUUUUGGCUUUAUAAUGGGUGACCUGUAUUAGUUUAAAAGGGUUGGGUGCUCAACAAUUUUCUUUUGAUUUGUCAUGCUUCACAUUCAGUGGUGAUAUUUAUAGGAAUAUGAGAAAAUGUGAAAUGUAUAACUUUUCUUGACAUUGCUGUGAAUUUGCAGUUUGCCAAGAACCUAUACAUUUAAAAGGGAAUUGUUAUAAAAAGUGAUUGAUUUGCCAGUAUUUCGCAUUGUAUAUAUUAGUGCCUUUUACUCAUUUAAAAUGCAUUGACCAGUCAGAUGACGUCAUCCUGAUUAUCUGUUCAUUAUCAUACACUAAAUGCUUGUGUAUGAUAAAUGUCUUCAGAUUUAACGUUAUCUUUAGCGCUGUGCCUUUUAUUAACAAUUAGCUUGACGUGUCCAUUUUCACUGUAUAUUCCUUUUGAAUGUGAACUGCUCUUCAUUUGUAAAUGUACAGGAUGAAUAUUGUCAUUUUACUCCAAGGUGCCAUUCUAAUAUGUCCUUUUAUUCUGUGCUGAUUUUGAUACUGUUCAGUUGAUGUGUUUUUGGUGACACCAAGCAUAGCAAUCCAUGUAUUUAUAAUAUAUUUUAUAGGUCACAACUUUUGCUAAAUAAUAAAAGUGCCCUUGCUGUCUGGUGGGGGAAUGAGCACACAACCCUUAUGGGCUCUGUUUCAGAGUAGUAGAGCAAUAUAAAACUUGAUCCAACUAAAUAAGUAUUACGCUUCAGCUUCUGAACUGCUGCUUGAACUUAGCUUGACGAAGCACAUUUGUGUUUUUUAAUCAGUUAUUUUUAUGGAAAUCUGCUCCUUAUGAACUUUCCAUUCCAUUCUGUUUGAGACUUUAUUGUGAGGAAAGCAAAAAACACAUUUAGGGUGAAUGAAAGGACUGAACUAAUGUAUGAUAACAGAAGAGCCACAUUUUAUUUUAUUUUAUUUACAAUCACUUGAGUUGGCCCAUCUGAUGAUUACAAGCAAUUUGACAUAGGAAAUGUGUGCAUGUAAAAUUUGACACACAAAUGUGUGUCAACAAAAAUAUCACACACUGGGACUUCUUGCCAAAGAGUAUAUUUAUUCAAGAAUGUAUGAUUUUGAGUUUCUCUGUUUCUUUGGAGAAACCUUCAUUUAUAAACUCAAUCUGUAUUCAUUUGUAUAAAGUUUUUUUUUCUCCUAUGUUUAUACAUUUGCAUUGCUCUGUGUGUUGACAUAUAAUUUUUUUUGUAUUAUUUAUAUCAGUGCAUGUGCCAUACUGUUACAUCAAAGCUAAUGGAUGAAAAGGGAAAGCCAAUAAUACAGUGUUAAAGUCUGCGUUCUGUCUGUUGAUUUGUAAUGAAUCUAGGCUACCUUAAAAUUUGACAUUAACAGUAUCCUGCACACACACUACCACACAAGUCUAAUUUUG